AUGGGCAAGUACAGAAAAAGAUUCAAUGAAAAGGCCCGCUCAGGCAUGCUUGCCAAGCAAGCUGCUCUCAAAAAAGCCCGAAACAAGCAAUUUACCAGGCAUUUUGAAGACGGAAAUGACACUUCCAAUGUACCUCAAGAAACCGCUGUUGAACAAGAUCCAAAUGCCGACAUCUUGAAACCAAUGACCGAACAAGAGAAAGAGGAACGUAAGAAAAGACUUGCAGAGAACCUCUAUCUGGAGAAUGAAAAAGAAUCGAAAAUGUCCAGAGCAAAACGGAAGCGUUUGGAUAAGUAUAUUGAGCACCAGAUCAAGCGAGAGGAAAAGAAAGUAUUAUUGGAAAAAUUGGCUGAGACAAAGGUUGACACCUCAAUGUUUGCUCCCUCAAAACUACUAGGAACUGGAAAACAAACCAGAAGAGAAGAGAUGAUUGAGGCAUUAGAGCUUGAAAGACAAGGUAGAGGAAACGAAAGAACAAAGGACAUUUUAUAUGAAGAGAGAGAUGUCAAGGAGUGGUCAGAAGAGGAUGAUGUUUCGGACCAUGCCGAUAAUGGGAAUGAAGAGGAAUCGGAUUUCGAUGACGACUUCACUUCAACUAACUCUACCUUUGUUGAUUAUAGACCUCUGGCCAGUGGUGGAUUUGGAAGUGGAUUUGGAUUUGGAAACUUGCCCAAGAAGACGAAAACAUCCACAACUAAAAAGUAUACUUGGAGAUUGAAAGUUGAGCGGGAAGAGAAAAAGAGGGCCAAGAUUGAGGACGAAAACGAUUUUAUUCUGAGUGACGAAGAGGAUCAAGACGGAUCUGACUCUGAAGGCCACGAAACAGACAAAGAGAGUGGUAGUGAAGAAUCAAACUCUGGCGUCUCUUCUGAGAUUGAAAGUGGUUCGGAAAAGGUUGCUUCAAAGGAGAGUCAUUCUGAAGAAGAACAAGAAGAUUCUGAUGAGAGCACUGGCGACUCCGAGGAUGAAUCUGAAGACGAAUCUGAAGAUGCCUCUGAGGAGGAAGAAGAUGAAGAAGAAGAAAGUGAACUGGAGCAACCUCGUCUUCUUCAAAAUAAGCCAAAGCAUUCUAAAGUCGCUGAAUCGUUUAAGGAAUGGGCGGAAGAACAAGUUCGUAAACUUGAAGGCAGAACAGAAAUGGUUCUUCAAGAACUUAAGCCCGAAACUAAAGAAAAAUACUCUAAAGGUGUCCAUAAUGACAAAGCAUUUUCUGACGAUGAGGAUUCAGUUCCAAUUAACCCCAACUUGCAAAGAGAUGCAUUUUUUGUCAAUGUUACUAGAUCCCCUGAGAUUCAACAACAAAGAAUGCAGCUUCCGGUUUUCAGUGAAGAGCAUCGUAUUAUGGAGGCCAUUCAUCAUCAUGAUUGCAUUGUUCUCUGUGGUGAAACCGGUUCUGGUAAAACUACGCAAGUUCCUCAAUUUUUGUAUGAGGCUGGAUUUGGCAAUGUGAAAUCCUCUAUGUAUCCAGGAAUGAUUGGAAUCACGCAACCUAGAAGAGUCGCUGCUGUCUCCAUGGCAAAUCGUGUUGGGGCAGAAUUGGGAGAUCAUGGUGCAAGAGUAGGCUACCAAAUCCGAUUCGAUACCACAAUUAAAAAUGAAGGAACUGAGAACGGAACUGCAAUGAAAUUUAUGACAGACGGUGUGCUUCUUCGUGAAAUGAUGAACGAUUUCCUUCUCACAAAAUACUCCGCAUUAAUUAUAGACGAAGCCCACGAAAGAAAUAUCAAUACCGAUAUUCUUAUCGGCAUGUUGAGCCGUGUGGUGAAACUUAGAAGAGAAAAAGACAAACCUUUGAAACUCAUCAUCAUGUCUGCAACUUUACGUGUCUCUGAUUUUUCCGAAAACAAACAAUUGUUCAAGUUGGCACCACCUAUCUUAAAAGUGGAGGCUAGACAGUACCCCGUUUCAAUUCAUUUUGAUAAGAAGACGAAGUUCGAUUAUGUGGAACAAGCUUACAAAAAAGCAUGCAAAAUUCAUAAGCGAUUGCCUCCUGGUGGAAUUUUGAUCUUUUUGACCGGUCAAAAUGAAAUCACAACUCUCGUUAAGAGAUUGCGAAACGAAUUUCCGUUCAACACUAGAAAAAAACAAUAUGUUGAAGAUGAAAACACAGAAUACAGGGUAAGUAAUAAUGUUGCGAUGGAAGCAGAAGAUGUGGACUUAGAUAUUGCUUUGCGUGAACGCAAAGAAGAAGAAAUGGAAGAGGGAUCAGACUCCGAAUCUGAUUCAGAUGAGGAGGAAGGUUUUGAAGAAACUUUAGAAGAAGGUCAAUCAGAAAAUGACCCCCUUUAUGUUCUUCCUCUUUACUCGCUUCUUCCAACAAAGCAGCAGAUGAAGGUUUUUGAGAACCCACCAGAAGGAAGCAGAAUGUGCAUCAUUGCAACUAACGUUGCCGAAACAUCUUUGACCAUUCCAGGAAUACGAUAUGUUAUUGAUUGUGGCCGUUCCAAGGAAAGAAAACUCAAUGAGGAAACAGGCGUCCAGUCUUUUGAAGUUGACUGGAUAUCCAAAGCUUCGGCCGGUCAAAGAGCUGGUAGAGCUGGUAGAACAGGACCUGGACACUGCUAUAGACUAUUUUCGUCUGCAUUAUACGAGGAGUUUUUCCCACAGUUUAGCAAACCAGAAAUUUUGCGGAUGCCAGUGGAAAGCACAGUUUUGACCAUGAAAAGUAUGGGCAUACAUCAGAUUGUGAAUUUCCCAUUCCCAACUCCUCCAGAAAGAAGAGCCUUGGCCAGGGCUGAAAGACUUUUGAUAACUUUGGGUGCGUUGGAUAAGAAGACGAAAACCGUGACAGAAUUAGGAAAAACAAUGGCAUUCUUUCCUCUCAGUCCACGGUAUGCAAAGAUAUUAAUUGUUGGCAAUCAACUCCAGUGUUUGCCAUAUGUUAUCGCCAUUGUUUCUGCGUUAUCUGUGGGUGAUCCUUUCCUUGACGAGUACGAGCUUGGACUUAAACAGGAAGCUAAACAAAAGUCAGCAGGAUACUCAAGUGAUGAAGAAGAAGAGGAGGAGGAGGAUGAAGCAGAAGUCCAGGCGGAUGUUGAGCGCAAGAGAAGAAUGAGAACAAAAUUCUUCAAGUCAAGAGCAAUUUUCGCAAGGCUCGAUGAGAAGUCUGAUAGUCUUCGUCUACUUUCUGCUGUUUGUGCAUUUGACCAUGUUCCGGAGGCCAAGAAGCUGCUGUUCUUAAAUGACCAUUUUCUCCGUGCCAAGGUGAUGGAGGAGAUCCAGAAGCUUCGUAAGCAAAUUACCCAUAUUGUGCAUGCAAAUGCCAAAAAGGACACAAUUGCCCAUACGGAACAAAAGGGAGCCAAGUUGGGAAUUCCUUCCAAACAGCAAGUAUCGGCUUUGAAGCAAAUCAUUGCCUCUGGAUUUAUUGACCAGGUUGCUGUUCGUACUGAUACCAUAGAUGCCGACUUCAAGCUUUCGAAGAAAUCCAGCAUCAUCAGCGUACCAUACUCGGUGACCGUUCCGCUUUCACAAUUUGGGGAUGAAGUUGAUCCUCAUGUCUACAUUCAUCCAAACUCUAUUUUGGCAAGUUCGGGUCUGACUCCGCCAGAAUAUCUUGUUUUCCAAUCCUUGAAUAAGGGAAGCAACCAAAAAGAAAACCAAACCACAAAAUUAAGAUUAAAGCCAUUGGUUGACAUUUCAGGUAAGCAAUUGGCUAACGUCGCCAAAGCAUCUGGACUUGUCACAUAUUCCAAACCAUUGGGUCAUCCUUAUGGGCCAAAAGAAAUAACUCCUACUAAAAGAGAGUGUUACGUUGUCCCCCGCUAUGGAUCCGGUGUUGGAGAUGGAAAAUUGGGCUGGGAUUUGCCGGUUAUCAAAGUUGUUCAGACAAAGAAAUUUGGUCUGUGGGUUACGGAAGAGUAA
Molecule: messenger RNA, 3864 nt
Organism: Clavispora lusitaniae ATCC 42720
Lineage: Eukaryota; Fungi; Ascomycota; Pichiomycetes; Serinales; Metschnikowiaceae
Product: ATP-dependent RNA helicase
Biological process (GO): maturation of SSU-rRNA from tricistronic rRNA transcript (SSU-rRNA, 5.8S rRNA, LSU-rRNA)
Cellular component (GO): nucleolus; intracellular anatomical structure
Molecular function (GO): RNA binding; helicase activity; ATP binding
Source: RefSeq, a predicted model, not a curated record